UUCAACCACAGGAAAGCAAUGGAUCGCAACGACAGUUCGGAUGCUGAGGAAAUUUUAAAUGUUUAUUUACACAACUGAAAUAAGAAUAACUCUCGAAAACACACUGACUCGCGCGUGCUCUACUGAACACCAGCAGCGCGCGGCACACGACUCCCUUAUGUGACGUAAUAUGACGCGAUGUUGAAAAAAAAAGCGGGUUUUGAGAGCCGUCAAGGAAAGCGUCACUUUUUCUUCUAAAUUUGUGCACUCACGUCUUGUAAAACAUUUUCAAAUCCUGCAUUAACGGUUCAUAUGGUAUUUUCAUACAAGUUUAUAUAUUCAUUUGGAAAAAAUUUUAACCUGCAAUAUGCACUUUAAGAAGUGCAGAAACACAGCAUGUCUGUUCCUGAGAAAUCACCUUGAAGUAAUUUCACUCAACGACGCCAUGAGGAGAGCUGCUGUAUUUCUACUGCUGACAGGUCUCUUGGCCAACGGACAAGAGCCGCUCUGGGAUAACAGCUAUGACCAGCCUGUGGAUUUUAACUGCCCAGCAGGACAGACCAUAUCCUAUAUAAAGAGUGAACAUCAUAAUCAUUAUGAGGACCGGUUGUGGGAGUUCGGCUGUAAAAACACCUUUGGUUCUGGCACAGAGUGUUUCAUGUCACCUUACGUCAAUAAUUUUGACCAAACGUUCACCUAUACGUGUCCAACAAACUCCAUCGUCGCAGGGAUAAGCAGCUACCACAGCGACCACCAUGAGGACAGACGUUGGCAGUUUUACUGCUGUAGAAAAAAAGGCUACUGUACUUCUAACUGCCAGUGGACAACUUAUGUGAACUGGUUUGAUGAGGCGUUCCAGUGGACCACACCAAGCUCACACUACUUGGUGGGUGCCGAAAGCUUCCAUGACAAUAAAUAUGAAGACCGUCGCUGGAAGUACAAGUAUUGUACUAAAGUACAAUGUUGAGACUCUGAAAUGCAAAUAAUCUCAAUUCUGAAAUAAACAAGAAUGGCAAUGC
This is a messenger RNA of Onychostoma macrolepis, 998 nucleotides long. RefSeq names its product hemagglutinin/amebocyte aggregation factor-like. Gene Ontology annotation, cellular component: extracellular matrix. Bases 347 to 946 code for a protein of 199 amino acids. The transcript is spliced from 7 exons. Lineage: Eukaryota; Metazoa; Chordata; Actinopteri; Cypriniformes; Cyprinidae. The record is from RefSeq and is a predicted model, not a curated record. Gene Ontology annotation, biological process: collagen fibril organization. Gene Ontology annotation, molecular function: extracellular matrix structural constituent.